AUGGUUAAACCUAAAGACAAAGAGUUAAGCAAACGUAACACUUAUAGAAAUUAUGAAAUAUAUGAUCUAGUAAGUGCGGCGAAGAAAGUGAAGGCAGGUGAAGUAACCCUGUACAAAGCAAGCAAGGACUCUGGGGUUCCUUAUAAUACAUUAAAAGACUUUUUAGCCAAAAAUGACGACUUAGAUCAUGCUCAUGUUCUCAAAAUGGGCAGACCAUUCGCCUUGCCCUCAGAUAUUGAGUUGCGUGUUUUUAACUUUAGUGUUGAAAUGCAGGAAUUGGGUUUUGGCCUUACAGUGCUUCAAAUUAGAAAACUGGCUUAUGACCUUUCAGAAAAAAUAGGCAGAUCACACUUUUUUAACACAGAGAAAAAGACGGCCAGCGAAUGGUGGUGGUCUAAAUUUAAAGAACGCUAUAACCUGUGUCUUCGGACACCCGAAAAAUUAUCAAGGUACAGAGCAAGCAUGGCAAAUCCAGUGAUGGUGCAAGAUUAUUUUAAAAAAUUAGACAAACUUUUGUCUCAAUUAGGAAUAAAAAACCAGCCAAAUAGGAUCUGGAAUGUAGAUGAAACAGGACUCACAUAUGUUGUAAAACUGAAUAAAAUAGUGUUUCAAGUUGGGGAAAAAUAUGUUUAUAAAAGAACAUACGCAGAGCGGGGACAGCUUCAAACAGUAUUGUGUUGUGUUUGCGCUGAUGGAGGUUUCAUCCCACCAAUGGUGAUUUUUAAAGGGAUAAGAUGGAGUGACCAACUCAAAGAAAACAGUCUUCCUAACUCACUUAUUAGGCUAUCCCCAAAAGGUUGGAUAAAUUCAGAACUUUUCCUAGAAUGGUUUAAAUUUUUCAUUGGUGCUAUCUGUCCAGCAAGGCCUGUUGUCUUACUGAUGGACUCUCCUGGCUCGCAUGUUGGGCCUGAAGUCAUAGAACUUGCAAAGCAAAAUGAAAUCUACCUUAUGACUUUCCCUGCACACACAAGUCAUUUAUUUCAACCCCUUGAUGUAGGAGUUUACAAGUCUCUGAAAAGUGUCUGGGCUAAACUGUUGAACAAUCACAUGUUACUGAACCCAAACAACAUGCCCAGUCGUUCCCACUGCCACGAGCUCUUUACUCCUGCUUUUCUGGAAAGUUUCACUCCUCUGAAUAUCAUACACUCAUUCAAGAAAGCUGGGACUUGUCCUUAUAACCCCUACGUUCUUCCUGCAGAAGCAUUGGCACCAAGCAGGUUCACUGAUCGCAAUGGUCCAUCUUCACCUGCUACUCCUGUUAGGAAGUCAGACCUACCUUGUGAUCUUGGACAAACACUGUCUACCCUUUCUCCAAAAGACGCCUCUGAAGAACAACUGCAGGAUGUAGAAGAUCCGCUUGAAGUUCCUCACGCUCCAAAACAAACAACAUCUGAAGUCUGA
This is a messenger RNA of Homalodisca vitripennis (glassy-winged sharpshooter), 1401 nucleotides long. RefSeq lists its product as uncharacterized. Gene Ontology annotation, molecular function: DNA binding. The coding region runs from base 1 to 1401 and encodes 466 amino acids. Lineage: Eukaryota; Metazoa; Arthropoda; Insecta; Hemiptera; Cicadellidae. Gene Ontology annotation, cellular component: nucleus. The record is from RefSeq and is a predicted model, not a curated record. The transcript has a single exon.